Sporisorium graminicola is the source of this 2211-nucleotide messenger RNA. RefSeq lists its product as uncharacterized. The record is from RefSeq and is a predicted model, not a curated record. NCBI's taxonomy places the organism in Eukaryota, Fungi, Basidiomycota, Ustilaginomycetes, Ustilaginales, Ustilaginaceae. The coding region runs from base 1 to 2211 and encodes 736 amino acids. The transcript has a single exon.
AUGAGUGCUCGAGAUGUCGACCUCGAGUUCGAGCAGGCAUAUCAGCGCCUCUUUUCGACGUCUGCUGCCCCAACAGGCGCCGGUAGAAGCACUAGUACCAGUUCAGAGCCUCGUGCAGAGUCUUCCCAAGCUCCGCAUCUAGUCGACAAUGACUUGCGAUCGUGGUCUACAUCCGCCGCGCCAUCUCGAGGCGACAGAUCGCGACAGCCGCAUGGCUUAGAUGCGUUGCCGCCGUUAGCAGGGAAGUCGUGGUUGCAAGAGCGAGCUCCUCGGGUGCAGCAGACACAACGCGAACGACCAUCGCAGGCAAGAUCCUUGCAAUCACCUCUCGACGCCUUGGCUCGCCAUGCUUCAAACACGAAGGGCAAAGCUCGCGCUUCCCCCCAACACCUUGAGGCAGAAGAACGUCCUAUGAAACGAGCUCAGCGCAACAGCACGGCGAUGUCAGCCCCGGCCGUGCCACAGUCGAACAACGUUCCUUACCCAGGCUCCGUAGCAUACUUCCCGUACCCAACCGGUCAGCCAUCUUAUCAGGUUUCAGGCCCCCUCAUCGCAUCUGGGUCAAGCAUGGCAACCAUGCCUGGUCAGGCCGUAGCAUGGACACAGCCCAUCAUGUCGGCAGGCCCCAUGCCGGCAAUAGGGUACCCAGGCUUCAGCGCUUCCGUCACAUUUUCGCAGCCUCAGUUCUUUGCAUCUCCACCACAACCGGUGCCAUCAGCACCGGUGGCUGUUCCGACGUCCGACGCUUGGCCGCAACAGUAUGCUGCUCCUCCGAUGUCCUACAAGCAACCGCAGUAUAAGACAUCGGUAUCGGGCCCUCGCCCGUCGCCACAUGCUUCUUCUUCAUCUUCGGUAGGCCGGCUUGUCGAACACGCCAGUGCUUUACGCAAAUGGAGCAAAAAGCAGGCGUCCCAGAUCGAUUCAAAAGAGCACCUUAGACGAGCUUUCAAGAGUGCGUCAAAUGCGGAUGUGCAAAAGCUCAGAGUCAAGCAGAAGCGACAGCCAAAGCAGCCAAAGCAGCCAAAGCCACAGCAACAAGAGCCAUGGAUACCAGAUGUCGACAGACCCGAACUCCGCAUCCCGAAGAAGCGCGGACGUCCUCCUCGCAUCCGCGAUGCCAGCCCACCAGAUGUGAAGCCUCUAGCCAACGCGACUGAAACAGCAAUCCGCAUCAAGACAGAAGAAGGAGCCGAAAUGCAGCCUAUGAAAACUGCUACCGUCCGGCCCACUUUCGACGGCAGUCUCCCGCUAGCGAGUGAUAGAGGCGCCCCUACAAACAGGGAAGCACACACACUCUUUAUUCACUCGCCACGGCGUUUACAGUGGCUUGCACGCCUUGCGAUCGUCCGAGCUGAACAAAAGACCACCAGCGGAAAGGACGCUGGCCCUUCUGUUGCAGAAACAAGUCAAUGGGCACGGUGGAGCAACUCUGUCGCUGCACGACUGCAACAUCUUCGCAACGAGGCUUUCCCGAUCAAUGACGAAGCUUCUACAUGCGCAUCUGCGUCGCAGCAAACACACUCGCAAUCCGAUCCAGUCGGCCUCUUUCCUCGCGAAAAGAGACAUGCAUACGUGGCGCUGCGCAAAGACCAACACUCGGCCAAAAGGACCGCAUCGACGCGCAUCUGCAUUCGAAAGCUGUUGCGCUACCUUUCAAACACAGCAAAAGCAGCGGAAGGUUUCGACUCGCGGAAGGAAGCGCGGGCGUUCCUGAAGGACAAACAUCGAGCGGACAGGUUAGCCAAGUAUAUGCUCAAAAGCACAAGACCGACAGCGUUGGAUCUGCGCAGGAUGUGGAGUGUCUGGGCUCGAGCUGCACAUGCUCGAAGUCUCAGCAAGGCUGACGUGCCAGAUAAGCAGCAGAGUAGGGUAUCGUUUGCACCGCCUGUGGACGAUUUCUCACAACAGCCGAAAGCGGGUGAAGGCGAGAGAGGCAUUCAGGUGAAGUUGGAACCCACGUCUCCGUCCAUUACGCGAUUCGUGUACACGCCACCGCGCACCGCCCAGGUCAAGCAAGAACCGGACUCGGACGGCAUCGCGACACCCCUUCUUCCCGAAGCACCUUUCCUGGGAGCUGCUUCGACUACACUGUCCCAGGCUGACGCCGAACGAUCGCCGGCGGCGGCAGUACGUACACAGGCGCCACUGUUCCUACGUCGUAAUUUCCGCGUGUAUCAGCUGCUUGGUCUGAAGGAUCUUCCGCUGUCAUGA